Molecule: messenger RNA, 2085 nt
Organism: Aureobasidium subglaciale EXF-2481
Lineage: Eukaryota; Fungi; Ascomycota; Dothideomycetes; Dothideales; Saccotheciaceae
Exons: 4
Coding region: 235-1932 (565 amino acids)
Biological process (GO): amino acid transmembrane transport
Cellular component (GO): membrane
Molecular function (GO): amino acid transmembrane transporter activity
Source: RefSeq, a predicted model, not a curated record
ACGAAGGCACUGUCUUCUAAUAAACUUGAAUGCAUUCCCUCCCAUAGCCUCACUUCUCACUCUUCCCCUCCCAUCCUUCAGUGCACUAGGGAUUUCUCAUUAGUGAGAGAUUGCUCCUUUUGGCGAGGAUUUCAGCUGCCACGUUGAAAGAUCACUGGGCAACUUCCUUUACUACACUUUUCCAUUCCCCCACAGUCCCCCACAAGUUGAUCUCGUGGUGUAAUUGUCUCAAUCAUGACUUCUUACGAGAAAGGAGGAGCGAAUCCUGAAAUCGCAAAGGACAACUAUGAUUAUGAGAACCAAGAUAUCACUGCCAUCAAGGAAGGAACCACCAAUGAGCUUCCUGGCGAACAGCUGCAGCGUGGUCUGCAGUCACGUCAAGUUUCUAUGAUUGCUAUCGGUGGUGCACUCGGAACUGGUCUCAUUAUCGGAACUGGCAAGGCGCUCGCUCAAGCCGGCCCUGGAUCUAUCUUGAUUGCAUACAGCUUCGUUGGUCUUCUCGUCUGGAUUGUCAUGGCCGCCGUCGGCGAGAUGGCUGCUUGGAUCCCUGUUGCCGGUGGUUUCUCUCCCUUCGCUACUCGUUUCUGCGACCCUGCUCUUGGUUUUGCACUUGGAUGGACUUACUGGUUCAAAUACAUCAUCGUCACGCCUAAUCAAUUGACAGCUGCGGCGUUGGUCAUAUCAUAUUGGGUUGAUGCUGAUAAAGUCAACCCGGGUGUAUGGAUCACGAUAUUCCUGAUUGCCAUCGUCGCUAUCAACUACCUUGGUAUUCGCUUCUUCGGUGAAUUCGAAUUCUGGCUCUCUUCCAUCAAGGUCGUUGUGGUCUGCGGCAUUAUCAUUCUUUCUCUUGUUCUUGCGCUUGGAGGUGGUCCAGAUGGCGACAGAAAGGGUUUCCGUUACUGGAACAACCCCGGAGCUUUCAAAGAGUACAAGACUACUGGCGCAUCUGGUCGUUUCCUCGGAUUGUGGAGCUCUAUGGUCACAGCUGUUUUCGCCUACCUCGGUACCGAGUUGGUAGGUGUCACAGUUGGUGAAGCUGAGAACCCUCGCAAGACCAUCCCUAGAGCCAUCAAGUUGACCUUCUUCCGCAUUGUCUUCUUCUACAUCCUGUCCGUUCUCUUGGUCGGUAUGAUCGUUCCAUACAACAGCGACAAGCUUGCUUUUGCUACCAAGCAGUCCAACUCCGCCGCUGCCUCACCCUUCGUUGUCGCCAUUCAGCUUGCUGGAAUCAAGGGUCUGCCUGGGUUCCUAAACGCUUGUAUCCUGAUCUUUGUCUUCAGUGCUUGCAACUCUGAUCUGUACAUCGCAUCGAGAACUCUGCACGGUCUCGCUAUCCGCGACCAGGCACCCAAGAUCUUCGCAAAGACCGACAAGAGAGGUGUCCCAUACAUGGCCUUGGGCGCCUCAACUUUGUUCUGUCUCCUGGCAUACAUGAACGUCUCGUCGAGCAGCAAGGAAGUCUUCGGCUACUUUGUCAACUUGACCACCAUCUUCGGUCUCUUGACCUGGAUCUCCAUCCUCGUCACCCACAUCUACUUCCGCCGUGCUUGCAAGGCUCAAGGAGUUACCCCUAAGCAGCUCCCUUAUGCUGCACCUCUCGGCAUGUGGGGAUCUUGCUUCAGUCUCUUCUUCUGCUGCUUGAUCGCUCUGACCAAGAACUUUGCUGCCUUCACACACGACAAGUCUUACGGUAACUUUGAUUACAAGAACUUCAUCACUGGAUACUUGGGCAUUCCUCUUUACCUGAUCCUUCUCUUUGGUUACAAGUUCAUCAAGAAGAGCAAGGGUAUCAAGCCUCACGAGGCUGAUCUCUUCACUGGCAAGGAUGUCUUUGACCGUGAUGAGGAGUACUGGAAGGCUGUAGAGGAGGAGAAGUAUGCUAAGCGCGACGGUGGUUGGUUCUACAGAACCUUCCUGUCUUGGCUCUUCUGAGCGACUCGCCUUAAUGAUGGAGUCGAGGGAGGCACCAUGUUGGUUUGCCAUAUUACGAUAUUUCCUGUCUCAUAGGUUACGCUAGUCAAUCACGAUACGAGAUCAUUAUUCAAGAUACUUUGAUCUUAUUCUAAAUUCAACGUCAAACGCAAA